UCAACGGAUUUCCUCCAGAGUGACGGACGAAGCAGAGAAUUAUUUGAAGAGGGUAGAAUGUCUUUGGCUUUCCCUCGAAUUUCUUGGUGGUUGUGGGGUGGAAAAGAUAACGAAACUACUGUGUCCUCCGGCGCUUCUUUGAAUUCUUCAUCUGAUUUGGGGUUGGGAGUGCGAGAAUCAGAUAAUAUCAAAUUUCCUUCAGUGAAAGGCGGUAAGAUGCAGUCCACGCCAAGAAGGGUUAAGCGGAAAUGGCACAGCCGAGAAGAACGAAGAAUCGACAGGGAAUAUGAUUUAGUGCUGGUUCCAUCGGAUGGUGGGUGUUUAUCGGGUUCUGAGUCUGACGAUUCCGAUUGGUCUAUUGGGUGGUUGGAACCCCAUGCCUCUGAUUUCCUGAGCGACGAUGAGACAGAGAGCAGUUUUGCCGUGCUGGUUCCAUGCUAUGGACGUGGUCGUAGGGAGCUGGUGGAGGUGGACAGCCCCAAGAACCAGUUUUUGAGUGCCAUCGGAAACCUGCCCAAUGGUGCAAACCAUAUUCUAGAAAGCAAGAAGUAUAUGGAAGAGUGGUUAUCUUCCCUUCAAAACAACUGAGGAUGGCUGGUGGUUGUUUUUUGUAAGAUUGGUCCUACUUCAGUGCUUCUUAUAUGUGGUU
Molecule: messenger RNA, 649 nt
Organism: Macadamia integrifolia
Lineage: Eukaryota; Viridiplantae; Streptophyta; Magnoliopsida; Proteales; Proteaceae
Exons: 3
Coding region: 58-588 (176 amino acids)
Source: RefSeq, a predicted model, not a curated record